Messenger RNA from Magallana angulata, 534 nucleotides. RefSeq lists its product as uncharacterized. The record is from RefSeq and is a predicted model, not a curated record. The transcript has a single exon. Lineage: Eukaryota; Metazoa; Mollusca; Bivalvia; Ostreida; Ostreidae. The coding region runs from base 1 to 534 and encodes 177 amino acids.
AUGCUGUUCCUGUCCAAACAGGUCAACCAGCUGAAGGAGCAAGUGGAGGAACAGCAUCUAGACCGCCGGACUGUAUGUUGGAGAGAAGUGAGCGAGAUGGUUGACUUCCCACAGUUGGAUGAGGAGAGGCUGCGUGAACUGACGUGUGGAAGUUACCAGCUCCGUCUAUCCCCCAGCUAUGCUCAAGAGCACAUAGAAGGGGGCUGUACCAUCCACAUGCACAAGGAGGAGGAGGGACUAUUGAGGAUACGUAUUCAGAGCAGGCAUAUUUCUUCAAAGACCUACCAACUCUGGAUUAGGUACAAGGAUGGUGACAUUGUUGCAUGGUAUUGCAAGUGUAGAGCUGGUGCGCGGGUUGUUGGCAUGUGCGCUCACACAGCAUCCAUUGUAUGGUACCUUGGGUAUGCGCGGCACAGAUGUAACCCAGGCAGAAUUGGAGUGCGUGACUGGGGAGAGUUCUUGGAGGAUGCCACAGCCGUGGACGAGUCUGAAGAAAGCGACAGUUCAGGUGAUGAAAGUCCUGUAGAGGAAUAA